UGUACAAUUAAGAAAUCGAAAAUAGACCCUGUCUAUUUUGGUAGUUUCACUUUGUUCUUAGAGUCGUGCAGAAAAGAUUAAUAAAGAAACAUGGAUCUGCUGUAUUGUAUACUUAUAGCUGUAUGUUCUCUUGGUGUUAAAGCAAAUGUGAAUACAUAUGUGAGGACAUUUGAGCAACCUGAAGAGAGAAUAUCCACAUUGAAGACAGUGUGUUAUUAUCCUAUGAGUAAUGCAAUCAAUACAACAACAAAAGAUCCUUUACCAGAAGGCUUUAAUUCAACCCUGUGUUCACAUGUUAUAUUCAUACCAACCAUUAUAGAUAGAAAUAACCGAAUACAGCCAGCAACUCCUUCACAUGCAGUCCUUUUCCAGAGAGCUAUUCCUGUAAUCAGACAACAGAAUCCAAAGUUAAUAAUUAUGGUAUCAAAUGGUGGCCACUUCGACCCAGUAAUGGAAAGUAUGGGAAACAUUUCACAAUUUGUCCAAAGUGCUGUGGUAUUACUGAGGAAAUAUAAUUUUGAUGGCCUAGAUUUAGAUUGGGAGUUCCCUGGCUGGCCUAUAACAGAAAAACCUCACGGACAAAUCCAUAAUUUCAGCAUAGUGCUUACAGAAUUGAGAAAAUCCUUUGAAAUGGAAGCUGUGCAGACAAACAGAACUAGGCUUCUCCUCUCAGCUGCUGUUGCUGCAACAAAAGAAAUGGCAGAAAAAAUCUAUGAAAUGGAUUAUUUAAAAAAGGCCCUAGAUUUUGUCAACAUGAUGGGAUAUGAUUACAAUGGAUGGGGACUAUUGAGUCCACUGACAGCUUACAACUCACCACUGUUUCCUGAAGCCUAUGAUAAAUAUGCCUUCAAUACUAAUAACCUGGCUUGGUCAGCAACACACUGGGGAUCAUGGAUUGGUAAAGACAAAUUAAUGGUUGGCAUUCCGUUCUAUUGUCAUGCAUUCAAACUGUUGACACCAUCAAUGCAUGGGUACCAUGCUAUAGCCACUGGUAGAGGGGAAUGUGAUAUGGCAGCAUAUCUCUGUGCAUGUGAUGCCCUGAAGAAAAAGAAUGCCACUCGUGUAUUUGACAAUGCUGCUAAAGUUCCAUAUCUUUACUAUGGUGACCAGUGGGUCAGUUAUGAUGAUGUACAGAGUACUACCAUAAAGGCCAAAUGGAUAAAAGACAAUGGUUUUGGAGGUCUAAUGACAUGGAACAUGAGGUCUGAUGAUUAUCAAGGUGUUUGUGAUGGCAAAACAAAAUACCCACUGAUGAAUGCUGUUCUGAGGACUAUACAUAACCAAACAUAGCAAUACAUAAUUUUAAAAUCAAAACAUAUGUAUAUUAUAUAAAUAUAUAUAUAUAUUAUUAUUUAUUUGCUUGUUUGGCAGUUCCACCUUUACAAUAGGGUCAAGCACUUCCGGGAUAGUAGUACUUCUCUCCCCAUAGUGUUGAGGUGUAUAUUGAUGAUUGUAUUAACAUUUUGUAUAGACACUUAUUUCUUAUUGAAGACCAUAUGUGGACCUCUAAAUGUCUCUCGGUUUUUUUAUGUUAUUGUUUUUCUGUCUCAUCUUUGCAAACCCUACAUGCCCUUUUAAUCAUUUAAUUCUCAGGAACAGUAGCAUUGACUUACAUUCCAUGAAUUGUUAUUUUUCAGGCCUGCCAUUAAGUACUAGGUGCGGUUUGGAUAGUCAGUCCUUAAUUAUGUUGUUCUGGUAGUGAUUGUUGGAUUACAUCAAUUUUUUUCUGUAAAAAGUUCAGAGGACGAAUAAUGCAGAUUCCUUGACUUUAACUUUCAAAAUGUUAAAAUUUAGAUUUCUCAUUGAAGAAUUGAUGAAAUUCAGCUUUAGUCAUAUUUCAAAUAAUGUUUAUAUUGAAAUUAAAUAUAUCAGUUUUUUUGUCAAUGUCUGACAUGAUUUUUAGUAAAUAAACAAUGAAAUAAGUGUUACCCUGAGAUUGAUGUCUGUGAAAUCUGUAUGGCUUCAGGUCUGGGCAUUUAAAUUCCAUGAUGUGUGAAAAUCUGCGAUUGAUACAUAUUAUUGUAUUAUACAUGAGUAUUUUUGUACAAAUGUAUUAUGAUGAACAAUUCUUAUUUCUUCAUACUGUGAAUAAAAGAUGUUACAUGCUA
Messenger RNA from Mytilus californianus (California mussel), 2108 nucleotides. RefSeq names its product chitinase-3-like protein 2. NCBI's taxonomy places the organism in Eukaryota, Metazoa, Mollusca, Bivalvia, Mytilida, Mytilidae. Gene Ontology annotation, molecular function: chitinase activity; chitin binding. Gene Ontology annotation, biological process: chitin catabolic process; carbohydrate metabolic process. Gene Ontology annotation, cellular component: extracellular region. The transcript has 9 exons. Bases 91 to 1290 code for a protein of 399 amino acids. The record is from RefSeq and is a predicted model, not a curated record.